This is a messenger RNA of Suillus subalutaceus, 420 nucleotides long. RefSeq lists its product as uncharacterized. NCBI's taxonomy places the organism in Eukaryota, Fungi, Basidiomycota, Agaricomycetes, Boletales, Suillaceae. The record is from RefSeq and is a predicted model, not a curated record. The transcript is spliced from 2 exons. The annotation marks the transcript as partial.
GGACGCAGGUCGGCGGAGCUGAAUGCAGCAUUAGAUGUCGGGUUUGCUGCAGUCGAGCGCGGCUUUCUUGAUCUCUCUAUGUCUACUACACUCCCUAUUUCCCAAUUGAUCAACUUAUUCUUGAAGAGUCACGGGCGCACCGUGAAUGGUAUUAAUUACUGGAACUUGUACGCUAACUACUUCAAAGAGCAUAUGCAGAUGGAACUUGCGCGCAUUGGCAGAGAGGCCCCAGCCAAAGGCGGCACGCCCAGUGCAACCGUGCGCACGCAGUGUUACGACAAAUUCAAAGAGGCCUAUCCCGAUUCUUACCAAGACCUCUUGUUCAUGCACGAGGAGGCAUCACUCCUUGGAUCAUCUACUCAAACAAUAGCUCAGCGUGGACAGGGAUUUCAGAAACAUUAUCGAAGAGUAAUACAGAUU